Belonocnema kinseyi is the source of this 4820-nucleotide messenger RNA. RefSeq names its product tetraspanin-18-like. NCBI's taxonomy places the organism in Eukaryota, Metazoa, Arthropoda, Insecta, Hymenoptera, Cynipidae. Bases 477 to 1340 code for a protein of 287 amino acids. The record is from RefSeq and is a predicted model, not a curated record. Gene Ontology annotation, cellular component: membrane. The transcript has 8 exons.
UGAAAUUUACAGAAAGGCUCCAGAUAGUGCGCGGCCUGGGCGGCGUUCUCUUCCAGAAUCCGUCUCAUCGAAACGGGAUCACCUACUUGUUCUCAAUUUCUACCCCCAGGCACUCCUAUUCCUUAAAAAAUUAGAAAAAAAGGUGCAUCGAUCCAAAUUUCAUUUUUUGCUUCAAUUCCAAUAGUGCGCAAAUCGGGGAAAGCAACUGGUUACUGUUUCCGUUUAUAUUUACAUCGUGAGCCACCCACUUCAGUUGAAGUAUCUCUCGUGCGAGUGUGUGUCACGUAUACAGAGACGACCACCUGUGAACUUUAUGUACGUGCUUGUGUCGAUAAGAAUAUUUACUUUCAAGAGCAGGACUGUGGAGCUUGAAGUAUGAAUUUUUUGGCUUUUGGCGAGGAUGGCUCCAGAUUGGGACAUUUACGAGUCGCAGAUAAGAUUGAUGACUAAUAGAACGCUGGAAAACACCUGCUGGCAUGAAGUACCUGAAAAUUACACUUUUUGUGUUCAACUUCCUAAUAUGGCUCGCUGGGUGCUCAGUGAUGUUCCUAGGCACCUGGUUGCUGAUGGAUCCAAGCAAAGGACACCUUUUGAAUCUUUUUCUCCCAAAUAUGACUCCACACGAGACAAUUCAUUUAAUUGCAUACAGUCUACUGGGUCUCGGACUUACUGUACUGACAGUAGGGUUCUUUGGAUGCCGCGCUGCUUUCCAUGAAAAUCAAUGUAUUUUAGCUAUAUAUAUGAGUAUGCAGAUUGCUCUGAUUAUCACGGAAUUGAUAACAGCUGCAGUUCUCGGUCUAAUGACUUUCAGAAUUCUUUCCGGAUUAGAAGAAAGACUCGCGACUAGAUUGGCUGAUCAUUACGGACAUGAUCCAAGAAGUGAUAUCCCUUUCAGCCACAGUCUCGAUUUUGCCCAAUUCAAGUUUAAUUGCUGUGGAAUUCAUGGAGAUAAAGAUUAUAAUGGUACGGCGUGGUGGAGACACGGGCAAAUUUCCGGCGUAAAAAGAGAAGUUCCACUCACAUGUUGCGUUCUAAAGGAUAUUGAGGUGAAAAAUGCAGGUAGCCCGAUGAGCGUUAUAUCCAGAGUAUUUUAUAGAACUAAUGAACAACCGUGGCUUCAUCCCCAACCAAAAGAUAUGGCUGCUUGUCAAGUAGAAGAUGCAGUAGGACACGAUGGCUAUAGGCAUAAAGAUGGAUGUUUAGACAAAAUAAGUAAUUGGCUACAAUGUGAAAGUUUCACCCUCGUUUUUUUGGGAAUGUCUAUGGCUGGCAUUCAGACGUUUGGGAUAAUUACGUCGGCUUUUCUGUGUCGGACAAUUAGAGAUAUGCACGCAGAAUGAAGAUGAUGAAAUGUAGAAUAUUUUAAAGAAACAGAAUCUAUGUCAAAAAAGCGUUGAUAGAAAAUUGAAACGACGUUUUACUAUUAUCAACUAGAUUAAGCCACGUAUAAAAAUGUUUUCAAACAGGAUCUGCAUUCGCACAAGAUUCAUCUAAUUUUCUGACUUCUCCUCUAUACACUUUUGAUUAAUCAAAAAAUACGUAUACAAUAUUUAUAUUUAUACAGUAAACUCUCAAUCAUUCCAAUGCUUACUUAUUCCAAAGAGCACUUAUACUCAGUCGCCUGCGCUUAGAUAUUUCAAGUGGGGAAGCUCCUUCGCCUCCCACCAGUGUCCCCGCACGGUCUCGUCCGCGUCAGUGGCUGACCAAUUAAAAAGAGGCCCGAAGAGAGGGAAGCUCUCGUUUGUUGCAAGGAAGCACAGAUACUCAAAGCGUGCAAAUCGAUAUAAAGAAGUAGUAGCCAGUGAAUGUCGUUUGACAUUAUCACCCCACGAUUAGCGGUAAAGGUGGAGGCUCCUGCAGACUUAAGGUAUCCGAAUUUUUAAGUUCCUCGGCCCUUGGAAUAAGUGAGAGUUCACUGUACAAUUAUUUGGAUAAAAAAUAUUUUCAUGGAAGAAACAUAAAUUCUGUGAAGUUGCUCAAACGUUUUUGAAUAUAUUCUUUGCCAGUCAAUAAGAGAGCCUAAGGAAUUAUCUGCCAGUGCAAAGCAAUAAUGAAAAUAAAAGCUCCACGCUGCCGUCCUUUAUUCUUGCAAUUUUUGUUAGAAAAGUACAAAUACAACAGUUGGAAAUUUGUUAUCAAGUAUUUUUAAAAUUAAUACAAGGGAAUCAAUUUCAGAAAAAUACCAAUUUUGUGUUGGGUCCUUUCAUAAAAAAUAAAAACAUAUUUUUAUUAAUUUUAUAACUAAAGUUGAUCUUUUUGUAAUGUCAAGGAACUUUUUGUGGCUGCAAUAUAUUGUUUUCCCGGGCAAAAAAUAAAACACUAAUGUUUUGUUUUGCACCAAAAAAUUGGUUCCCUUCUCUUUUAACUUCCUUAGCUUACACUCCCCUUCUCUACUUCCCUUCCCCAACCCUUAUUUUCUCUUCGCUGCUAACCCUCAUUUAUAAUCUUCCCCUUACUAACACUCACUUCUUCCACUUCCACUCCCUAAUUUCUCUAAUUUCCCCUCACUUUCUCUCAGAUCUUUUUACUUCCAUUCUCAUCAUUAUCCCUGACUUCCCCUACUCCCAUACCCCUUAUUUUUCUUCCUUCUCCUACAUUCGCUCCCCUAAUUUCCCCUCAUUUCCCCUCACUUCCUGUAAUUUUCCUUUACUAAUUUUUCCUAACUAUUUUUUAUAAUAUAAAAAUUUCGUUUGCAAAAUACCACUUUUUUAAUUUUUAGUUUUUUUCCUUUUUUUCCUGAAGAAGCUGAAAUCAUAUAUAUUUACAAAAUCUACAGUUACAAAACUUAGAGGUAACAGAUAUUUCAGAUUUUAAAUGAAAAAAUGAAAAAAAUGAAGAUUUUUACUGACUUUUUAAAAGUAAUUUCAGUGUUACUAAAAUAUAAACGUGCAAAAGUGAAGGAAAUUUUUCUAUAAUUUUAUGUAACUACAUUUUGAGUUUACUAAUGAGAAAAAAGUUUCGUAAUUCGUAAUGUCGUUAUUCAGAUGCAGUGUAUGAGCAUUUUGAGUUUACUAAUGAGAAAACAGUUUCGUAAUUCGUAAUGUCGUUAUUCAUAUGCAGUGUAUCAGAAAAUUCCGUAAUUUUACUUGAAAAUUAUAAAAUUUGUGACUGAAUUUUCCAAAAAGAUCUUAAAUUUUAGAAAAUUGUAAUUUAAUUUUGUCUAAAUUUGUCAUAAUUUUCUGAAUCUUAUUAUCGAAAUGUCAUAAAUUUGCAAAAAAAGUCAAAAUCCCGAGUGUUAAAAAUACUGAAAAUAUAAUCACUGAUACAGAUAAAAUGCGAAAAUAAAACUUUCUAAUAUGUUUAAUUACAUUAAUUUCUUUUAAUUCCAUUGAAAUAUUCGAACAAUAAAAGUGAUUGUAAUGAACAAAAUUUUAAAACCCGAAUUAUCGAAAUCCUGACCUCUAAUAUUUCAGAAAUAAUUAAAUUCGUGAAAUUCCCGAAAUUCUAACUAACUGAAGUUUUAAUUUCUUGGGAUAAACGAAACUUUAUGUUUUUAACGGUUAAAAUAAUAUUUUACUUUACAGGAAAAGUUCAUAGUUUAACAUUUUGCAGAGUUUAUUUUAUUUUAAUGUAUGCAUUAUGGAGAAUAUAAAACAGAAUAUUGUUUUAAGAGAUACAAAAUAUGAAAUUAACAUUUUUUGUGCUUAUUUUAUAAUUUUGGUAAGUAGACAUUUUGAAAAAUCACUAAUUUUGUAAAGUUCAGUUUUCGGGCCAAUAAAAAUUCUGGUUUCAAAAUUUAUGAAAUGUUUUAUUUGCAGUAACUUUCACUUCUGGAAUGUUUCAGUUUUUUACUAAAUAUUUUCGCUGGUUUGAUUUUUUUCGGUAAUUAGAAAUUACUAUUUUCCGGAAAUUUUGUAGUUUAUUCAUUAUAUUCCUAGUGUUUUCCAAAAGAUGUGCGUCAUUUUGAUAAUUUAAUCAAAUUUUAAAUUAUUUUAGCUGAUUAAAAACAGUUUAGAUUUUAAUAGAAAAUGUCAGAAUAAAAAUAAAAUUUUGCUAGUUUCUUCCCAAGAUACAACCUUAACAAAAAAAUUUUCUUUAAUUUUUUUAUUAUCUACCAAAAUACACAAGUACUCAAAAUUAAGUAAUUUUUUUGGUUGAAAAACAAAAAAAAUAGAUGUCUUAUAUUUUUUAAAACUUGGAAAACUACAUAUUACGACCUCAAUUUCGUAGAAAAUCGGUCUUUGACUUACUACUUUUUGCUACACAUUUAUUGUACACUUAGAAACCGAUUUGCUGAAAUCAAUAAAAUUUUUGUUGUAUCAACCAUAGAAUAUGGUUAUUAUAUGGGCACCAAAAUAUUUCAUUGACCCAAUUAAAUUUGGUUGUUUUAACCAAAUAUUUUCGUAGAUGGAGUAUUUGGCUGAUUAAACAAAUUAAAUACUCUUGGAUCCGUCAAAUAUUUGGUAGAAUCUACAAAAAUUUGUUUGAUUCAUUUAAAUUUUUAUGUAAUUCCAAAAGAACAGUUUGAUUCAAGAAAAUUUUUCUUUAAGUGUGAAAAAGUAAUGAAAGUUUCCGUGCGAAUGCAUGAUUCUUAUUUCAUACGACUUGUAAAUUAUUAUAUUCGACGGAAUCAACGAGAAGUCGAAUCAGCGAUGUUGGAAAGUAUAUUUACAAAAAAAUCUCUCAAUCGCAAAGCGAUCUUAUUUUUAAUACCAUCAUCAGACCGCAUCUUUUACAUUCGGCUUACAUAUAUUUUGUAUGUCCUUUCACUGGUUUUACCAGUGAACGUACUUGACAUUGAUGUCUAUCUAUAUUGUGGUUCAUGUGUACGAAGUGUACCAAAUGUAACACUGGAAUAAAAAAAUGUUUCCUGUGUCAAA